Messenger RNA from Mesorhabditis spiculigera, 1452 nucleotides. The record is from the annotation of a GenBank genome assembly. Lineage: Eukaryota; Metazoa; Nematoda; Chromadorea; Rhabditida; Rhabditidae.
AUGCGUUCAUGUUGGAAUAAUACGGAAUUCGAGAGGGCCUUCCAACAAUAUUUACAAAAUUCGACAUGCUACCAGAAAUCGCUGGAGUUUAUUGUGCCUCCUUCACCCGAGGCACCAACUCAAACGCCGUUGACCCCAUUUAUGCUUCAAUGUUCUGCACAUCCGGAAAUUCGUGAACUAGCGGAAUAUAUGCAACGGUUGAUCUAUGUUGAUUUGCCUCGGGAAGUGGGGUGUUACACAAAACCGCAAAAUGCUGGUGGGAUCCCGGAUUGGAUCAACAUUAUCAUCACCAUGGUAUUUUUCUUGAUUGGUGUGAUUGGGAUUGUCGGGAAUUCGUUAACUUGCUGGGUCAUUUACAAAAAUCGCAAUCUUCAAACGCAUACCAACUACUUUUUGGCUUCAUUGGCAAUGUCGGAUUUUAUGCUGAUAUUGGUUGGAGUGCCGUUUGAUAUAAUUCAUAGCUGGUUUCCCAGUCAGCCUCCAGAUAUUCCCGGAUAUUGCGAAUUUACGAGCACAACCAUCUCAUUUUUCACCUUUGUCUCUAUCUUGACCAUUGUGGCGCUUACGGGUGAACGCUACGCGGCUAUUUGCAAGCCUUUCAGUAUUCUUAAAUUCAACAAACAACGGGUUCGACGCGUCAUUUAUGCCAUAUGGAUUUGCGCAUUUAUUCCAUCGGUCUAUUUGGGAAUGCAGUAUAAGCAAGUAAUGGAAGAUUUCUGUGGUUACAACCGGGCAUUAGGGGUUGGAAUCGGGCACUGUGACUAUGUGACAUCACCUGAUAUGAUCUUUAGAUAUCCGUUUGAGUUGGCCAUGAUCCUAACAUUUGUCCUUCCGAUGAUGUUCAUAUUUUUCUGCUACGUCCGGAUACUCCAUACGCUAAAUCGGAGUUAUAUGGCUCGGCACCCUACUGUGCAUAUUCCACUUGGUCCGGCGGGGACGGAAAAUGGGAAUCAAGUUCAUAGAAGCAGCAUACGUGAGAGUAUUAGGGAAAAAUUCUCCGGAAAAGACCGAAGUAAUCGGGAUUCUGUGAAUCAAGUGGUGCUCCAUGUCCACCAUAAAAAUAGUAUUCAAGUCAGCCAGCAAGCACAUCGGAUGGUCAUCAAAAUGCUUGCUACCGUGUCCGUGACAUUCUUUAUUUGCUACCUCCCCUAUCAUCUCGAGCGGCUUAUCGCCCAAUAUAUCAAAGAGCAAUGCAAAUCAAGCAUGCUUUGCCUGCUACUUUACCCGAUUACAGGCGUGCUUCAGUACGUCUCCGCAACGCUAAACCCAAUUUUCUACAGCGUCAUGUCCGAGCGAUUCCGCGUGGCUUUCAAAUCCACGUUCAACAAAAUCCUCCGGAAACACAAAGAAUACAAUAACAUUGGCAGCAUGACGCAGCGUAGGCCGAUGCUUGUUGUGGAACGUCGUGGAACCCGUUGUACCGAAGUGUUGUCAACAGAGACGCCGGCUUUG